UUUUAAGUGCUCUCUCUCUCUCUCUCUCCCUCUCUCUCUCCGAAAGCGGUUUUUCCUUUUUCUUUCUUCUGGAGAAGACAGAAAAAGGCAAGUAAAAGCUACAACCGAUCUCUUGAAAUUCUUCCUUUUUUGAUGAUGCAUUAGGCUUUCAUUUUACGAAAUCAUAUCAGAAUCUGUUUUUUGGAUUUUGUUUUGCGGCUUGUUGGGUGGGAUUUGGUGAAUUCUAGGGUUCUUUUUUUUUUUUUUUUUUUGUGUAUCCUAGGGUUUGUUUGAUUGUUCUUAUGAAGGUUGCUUUUGAGAUAGAUCCCCAAAUUCUUGCGUUUUAGCGUAGUUUCUCUAAUCUAUAUAACGUGUUGGAUUAGGUGAAUUUGGAUAUUUCGAUCUGCAAAUUGGAAAACCUGAAUUGUUGUUGGAUUUGGGCGAGAAACGGUAUUUAGCAAUUGGUUUUAAUUUGGAGUUGGUGCUGUUGGCGGGAUUGAAUAGUAUAAUCAAGUUGGAGGAUUGGUGAAUGGUUGAAAAAUGUAGUGGAUUUUGAUGAUCGAUGUGGUUUGGAAGGACAAAUUGAAUUGAGGAUUGAUGCGUUUUUCUCUGUUAGAGGAUUCAAUAUUGAUGUUUUGUAAUGAAUCAGCAGUGACGAUUGUGGAUAUUGUGAAGAAAUGAUGGUUCGUUGAUUUGGGUUGAGGCGGAUUGGUUUGCUUCAGUUGGAGAAUUAUUUUGAUUUUUGCUGGGUUUCUUUUUUCUUUAUCUCGAACAGGUGGAUUUGAGCAACGUUUUGGUGGUUGUCAGCCUUGGAAUUAGUUGUUGGGAUAACAGAAAUUUGGGUUUUUAACCGAAGGCAGUGAAUUUAUGCUUGAAAAUGGCUACAAUGACUGAUUUAUCUCCUCCUAUCACCGUAUUAGAAGGUGUUGUGUACAGUAACGACAAUGGGUCAUCGGUGGACAAUGAGAAUUCUGAGGCUCUGGAGAGCUUGAAGCAGAUGAAUAUUGGGAAGCCUCCACGGCAUCUUUCGGUUAUUCGGCAUUGUAUGAGUAGUACUCGUCUGCUGUCUGCAGCGGAUUUGGAUACGGACAGCAGGAGUAUCGCUACAAAUUCUGCAGCAGGUGGGCAGUCUGGUUUUUUACCUGUAUUCCGAUCUGGUAGCUGCUCUGAGAUAGGUCCAAAACAAUACAUGGAAGAUGAACACAUCUGUAUAGAUAAUCUACUCGAUCAUCUUGGAGAAGCUGCGGAUAUCCCAUCACCAGGAGCUUUCUAUGGGGUAUUUGAUGGUCAUGGUGGCUUUGAUGCUGCAUCAUUCGUCCGGAAAAACAUUCUUAAGUUUAUAAUUGAGGAUUCUUAUUUCUCCACCAGUGUGGAAAAAGCCAUCAAAAGUGCAUAUGUGAAAGCUGAUCAUGCAUUUGCUGAUGCCCAUUCUCUGGAUAGCUCCUCUGGCACGACAGCGCUGACUGCCCUUAUUUUCAGAAGGACUAUGCUAAUAGCCAAUGCUGGCGAUUGCCGAGCUGUGUUGGGCAAACGAGGUAGAGCGAUUGAACUGUCCAGAGACCACAAGCCCAACUGCACUAGUGAAAGACUGAGAAUCGAGAAACUGGGUGGCAUCAUCUACGAUGGCUAUCUGAAUGGCCAGCUAUCAGUAGCGAGGGCUCUGGGGGACUGGCACAUGAAGGGCCCUAAAGGCUCUGCCUGCCCAUUAAGUGCAGAGCCAGAGUUGAAGGAGACAACUCUCACAGAGGAGGACGAGUUUCUAAUAAUGGGCUGUGAUGGCCUAUGGGAUGUGAUGAGUAGUCAGUGCGCGGUGACGAUCGUGAGGAAAGAGCUCAUGGUUCACAACGAUCCGGGGAGAUGUUCAAGAGAGCUAGUAAGGGAGGCUCUCAAGCGGAAUACAUGUGAUAAUCUAACCGUCAUCGUCAUCUGUUUUUCCCCUGACCCACCUCCUCGAAUAGAGAUCUCAAGAUCCCGUGUGCGGAGAAGUAUAUCUGCAGAUGGGCUAAGUUUUCUCAAGGGGGUCUUGGAAAGUAAUACUCCUAUAUGAUGAAGGAUUUAUGUUUUUUUUCCCCAGGGAGGUUCAUUACAGCCUUUCCAAAAUGCUUUUGGAUUUGGUGGGGGUGAUCUUUUGUGAGAUUGCUUCUGCUGGCCUUGGCUGAAAUUUCAGCCUUUGGUUAGUAAUAAAAAUAUGUAGGAUAUGUGAUUUUCAGGAAUAGGAUUUUGACAGUGUACAUCUGAGAUUACAUUAUUUGUAUCAACGGAAGCGUCCAAUUUGUUUCUUUUGUAGUAGGUUCAUGGAUUUCUCUUACAAUAAAGCUUCUUUUUGAGAA
Messenger RNA from Magnolia sinica, 2309 nucleotides. RefSeq names its product probable protein phosphatase 2C 27. Lineage: Eukaryota; Viridiplantae; Streptophyta; Magnoliopsida; Magnoliales; Magnoliaceae. Gene Ontology annotation, molecular function: protein serine/threonine phosphatase activity; cation binding. Gene Ontology annotation, biological process: protein dephosphorylation. The transcript is spliced from 4 exons. The record is from RefSeq and is a predicted model, not a curated record. Bases 857 to 2026 code for a protein of 389 amino acids.